AUGGCUGCAGCAACGCUCAUUCGCAAGGCGCUGCCACAACUUGAUGACCCCGUGGUCGACUAUCUGGACGGGUACAUCAAUGAUGCUGCCGACGACCCUACCGAGAACCUCUUUGAGUCUGUGGUGAAACCGAUGCUCGAAUCGGCUUGCAUCUCGGAUCCUUCUUCCUCGAAACAGGUACAUGAUCUGCUUCCCAGGCUGCUUGAGCUCAUUCAGUCAAAGCUUUCAGACGAUGCUGGCGUUGCCAACGCCUCUGGUCUCACCCGUCUCGACAAGGUCGUCGAUAUGCGCAAUACGGAAAUGUCACGUACAUCCGGCUUCGAUUCCGCCGGCGGCGUAGAUAUCGCGCUCGGAACUACCAAGCAGAACCGUUCCACUGUCGACGUCAAGAAGCUCGAAAAGCAGGAGGCCAAGACACGUGCCAAGCUCGCCAAGCGUGCGCAACGCGAUCUAUACGAAUCGAGUAAGCUGGUGGAGCAAUCCAGGCAGCAGGCGAGCUACGAAGAGCUUUUCCUCAAAGUCAACCCGCUCGAAAGCAUCGGAAACAAGGGCAAGAACAAAGACAUUCAUCUACCCAACAUCGACGUCAACUUUGGCAGCAAUCGCAUCCUCUCCAACGCUACGCUCACAAUCAAGGCUGGACGCAGGGCUGGUCUUAUUGGUCGCAACGGUGUGGGCAAAUCCACUCUGCUGCGCAACAUGGCUUUGCGAGAGAUCCCCAUCCCCACGCAGAUCUCGAUCCUCUACGUCGAGCAGGAGAUCGUCGGUGACGAUACGUCGGCCAUUGAGAGCGUUCUCAAGGCCGAUGUGUGGCGAGAGAAGCUGAUGCAGGAGGAAGCCGAAAUCAAUGCCGAGCUUCAGAAGCUCGAGGAAUCUGCUGCAGCUGCCGUUGCUGCUGCCAAUGCCGCCGCUGCUGCGCAAGCAAGUGGCACUGAUGGCGACGACGACGCUGCUGCUACUGCUGGUCUUUCACGUGGUUCGGCAGUCGACAUGCCGACGCGACAACGUGAGAUCAAGCGAGAAGAACUCUCGUCUCGCCUCGGCGAAGUGCAAGCCAAGUUAGUCGAUAUGGAGGCUGAAACCGGUCCAGCACGAGCCGCAUCGCUGCUCAACGGUCUUGGUUUUAAGACGGAGGAUCAGUCGCGCGCAACAAAAACCUUCUCCGGUGGUUGGAGGAUGCGUCUGGCGCUCGCACGUGCCCUGUUUUGCAAACCGGACUUGCUCAUGCUCGACGAGCCUUCGAACCAUUUGGACCUUAAUGCUCUCGCCUGGCUCGAAGACUAUUUUGUCAACGACUACCAAGGCACGCUGUUGGUCGUAUCGCACGAUCGGGCGUUCCUCAACCGCGUCGCCACGGACAUUAUCCAUAUGCACAGCGAACGGCUAGACUACUACAAAGGCAAUUUCGACCAAUUCUACCAGACGCGCGAAGAACGACGUCGCAAUCAGCAGCGCGAGUACGAGGCGGUGCAAUUGCAGCGUGCACAGCUGCAAGCAUUCAUCGAUCGAUGGAGGGUGAAUGCCAACCGUGCCGCGCAGGCGCAGAGCAAGAUCAAGCAGCUCGAAAAGCUACCCAAUAUCGAACCUCCCGAAGACGACGAUGUGGUACACUUCCGUCUACCCGAGACGGAUAAGUUGCCAUUGCCUUUGCUCCAGAUCAGCAACGUCACGUUUGGCUACCGACCGGAACGGCUCUUGCUCAAGAAUGUCGACUUUGACAUUACGCAGCAAUCGCGUGUUGCGGUAGUCGGUCCUAACGGUGCGGGUAAGUCGACGCUGAUGAAGUUACUCAUGGGAGAGAUCACGCCUUUGCAAGGAGACCAGAAGCGAAACAGUCGAUUGCGUGUCGGAUUCUUUUCGCAGCACCAUAUCGAUCAGCUCGAUCUGAACGCGAAUCCAGUGACGUUUCUCGCGUCCAAGUAUCCUGGCAAGACCGAGCAGGAGUACCGUUCGCACCUGGGCGCUUUUGGAAUCAAAGGCAUGACUGGGCUUCAGAAAAUUGCUACGCUGUCCGGAGGUCAGAAAUCGCGUGUCGCCUUUGCACACAUCUCCAUGAUGCGUCCGCACGUCUUGCUUCUCGACGAACCUACGAACCACUUGGAUACAGAGGGUCUCGAUGCGCUCUGCGAGGCUAUCAAAAAGUUCAACGGCGGCGUCAUCUGCAUUUCGCACGACGAAACUUUCAUUCAUAACUGUCUCGACGAGUUGUGGGUCGUCGACGACGGAAAGGUCGAAAAGUUCCACGGCGAUGUCGCAGAGUACAAGCGCAUCAUCUUGUCCAAGAACAAGGAUCGCGCCGCUCGCCCUUGA
Messenger RNA from Mycosarcoma maydis (corn smut), 2310 nucleotides. RefSeq names its product putative positive effector protein GCN20. Gene Ontology annotation, molecular function: ATP binding; ATP hydrolysis activity. The transcript has a single exon. The record is from RefSeq and is a predicted model, not a curated record. The coding region runs from base 1 to 2310 and encodes 769 amino acids. NCBI's taxonomy places the organism in Eukaryota, Fungi, Basidiomycota, Ustilaginomycetes, Ustilaginales.